AUAAAAAUAGUAAAUGCGGGGAGAAGGCAUGUGACCUCGGUUGGCUCUUAUGUAGCAUAAAGUAAUCAUAAUGAUGAUAUCACCGUCCGAUUCGCUGGUUCUUGAGUAAAACAUGACAGAAUUCACUUGGCUUCCCUACGUGGCCAACUGUGGUCAGCCAAAGAGAUUCUGCAACCGAAUGCCAGCUGCCCUCGCCAUGUGUCCAAUCGCCUGACACUCGCCUCACUGGUCGGGACACCCGUGCUUUCCCGUACGGUCGUACGAGAUCUUCCGUCCGUCUGAUUCACUUUAUAGAUAAAUGCAAGCCCCAAGGAGCUACAAUGCUGGAUCAUAUAGCCGCCCUAGACUGACUAUCAAUCUACUACUACAUAUCAUUCAGCAUGUGUAUCGCCUUUUUUUCCACCGCUCAUCCGCAAUAUCACCUCAUCAUCUGCAACAACCGAGAUGAAUUCCUUCACCGGCCAACAUCCCGUGCAGGCUGGUGGCCAUCCCCUCAUUCCCACGUCCUCAGCGCCCGAGAUCUUGUGCGCCCCAUCCAUCCCACCUGGCUGGGUAUCACAAAACAAGGCCGCGUUGCUGUGCUAACAAACUACCAUGAAGACACCUGCGCAAAAGCUGUUGGGAAAUACAGCCGCGGUGAGGUCGUCAACAGCUGGCUCGCAUCACCGCCGGAUAGCGCGCAAACCACGCAAGAGUUCGUGAACCAAUGGACUGCCAACGGGGAGUUAGCAAAUAUCGGUGGAUUUAACCUCGUUUGUGGAAAUGUUAUGGAGCCGCUCGCGAUUAUGGCCAGCCGGGCGUCGGAGACAGAGCCGAUUUCUUGGAUCGCGGACAAACCGGGCCAAACGGUCGGGUUAAGCAAUACGGACUACGAUGAUCGGUCUUGGCCAAAGGUUGAGAAGGGAGAAGACGCGCUUGUUGAUGCGAUUGCGGGGCAUGUGCAGAAUCAAGAAAGCGAGGACGCUUUGAUUGAGAGGCUGUUGGAUGUGCUUAGUCUGGAUACGCUACCUCGAUUGAACAACAAUGCGGGUGUCCAGGAAUACAUCCCGCAUCUUUCGCAGAGUGUUUUUAUUCCACCUAUUGGCUGCGACAAACAGGUGCGGGAUGAAGCAGAGCUACCAGCCAGGCAAGACAAGAGGGAGGAGAGUCCAGUCCUACCGUCUACUCCCGAGGGGACGCCCAAUCGUGCAUAUCUGGAAGGUCUGUAUGCGACACAGAAGCAGACGGUCAUCUUGGUGGGGUUCGAUGGGCGAGUCCGAUUCUUUGAACGUACAUUGUACGACGAUGAUGCUCAGCCAGUCUCUACAGAGGCUCGCGACCGGUCAUUUGGGUUCCGGAUUGAAAAGUAAACGCCAUACCAGGAGUUUCGGUUUCACGCGAUUCUAGUUCGUCCAUGUAUAUCUAGAGGGCAUUGUGGCGUUUUGGGGACAUAUCUCUCAAAUCAUAAAGUCUAAUGAUCCAGCGUAUUGGUCCAACGGUCAAACAAUAGUUUCUAUCGGAGCUUUAAUUUGUGGGCUCAAUUC
Messenger RNA from Aspergillus pseudonomiae, 1523 nucleotides. RefSeq names its product NRDE family protein. The record is from RefSeq and is a predicted model, not a curated record. Bases 381 to 1349 code for a protein of 322 amino acids. The transcript is spliced from 2 exons. Gene Ontology annotation, biological process: protein secretion; Golgi organization. Gene Ontology annotation, cellular component: Golgi apparatus. NCBI's taxonomy places the organism in Eukaryota, Fungi, Ascomycota, Eurotiomycetes, Eurotiales, Aspergillaceae.